AGCAAGAAAAAAAUAAAGUCACCUCAGGAUCACACCACUUAAAACCAGAGGUAUACUUCAAAUUCUACUUGUAUUUCAAUCUCAAACCCUCAAGUAGAUACUGUAAAAGCGCUGACUUUCCACAGCAGUAAAGGUAAGAAAUGCAAACAUACAGUUUUAUACUCAUGCCCUCAUUGCUGUGCUGCCUAGCACCUCCCUUCCUGUACAGCAAGGACUCUGUUGGGCUGUAAGAAAUGAAGGCACCCGCAAAAACACACUCACCUGCAGCAGAUGGAUAACCAGAAGAACAGCAUGCCACUAAAUGCAUCAAGAAAAAAACCCAGCCCUGUUCUUGACCGCAACCACCCUGGAAUUUCAGCCGGCACCUGGCCUCAUGCCAAAGACAUGUGGUGGGAACAGAUUUCGGAUGGCUCUUUCAGAAUUGACAGAAUAAAACCCCCGCUCUUCUCAUUAUCAUCUCUCAGGAGACAACCUCACAGCAAUAUUAUUUUUUGACUCUGAAGAGUCCUGGGCCCUUUCUCAUCUCAUUCCUGCAACAGCCCUUGUACUGCAGCAGCUGUCUGUUCCCUGGGGGCUGGUUAACACCCAUUUAGAGGUGCAGUUGCCAAAAUCAAGCAGAACUUCCCCAAAAGGUGCAGGCAGCACAUGCAGCUUCACAGAGCUACCAACUGGCCAGUUCCAAAAUUGUCCCUCCCAGCAAGAAUCGGUUUCUGGGGCAGAGGAAGCAGGAUGCCACUUCUCCACACGAGGAAAAAUACAAAGAGUAGAAUAAGCAAAACAGCACGAGGGGUUUACUCGCUGGCCUCCUCCAAGCAAAUGUCAUCCCUUUUAUUACAGCCCCGGGUUCUAACAGACAGGAAUACAAUGCCAGCAAGCAAGAAGGGGGCACCUGGAAAAUGACUUUCCCUAACAGAGUUUAGAGACACAAAUUCCAUUUACUCUUAAUGUGCUUCAGUGACUAAAGCCUUCACAGUUCCCAGGCUUCCACUGUGGAAACAAAGGCCCUAAAAACUCAUUUCUUAAAAUAACGUCUUUUGUCCAGCUUGUGGUAAGGAGGGUCUGGGUUUUUGUUAAAGGAAUGCAUUCAUUUGCGUACCAAAACUAGAAAUCCGUUGGAUUUUGAGGACAACUUAGAAAAAAUGUUUUCUUUGCAUGCUUGUACUAUUUCACAUUACUGUUUCUAAAUGAUACAGCAAAAGGGGACCUGCCAAAUUUGCUGGCCCCAAGACAGUAAAGGCAGCUAUGGAUUAGCUUUUUUCUUUUUACUACCUUGUGCUUUCUUGGACAUCAAAUCUAAAUUCAACUAGGAAGGCAGGGGAACAUACAGGUUUAAAAUGGCAUUCUUUAAUCAAAUUAAUGAUAAAUGGUUUAAUGUGCUAUUGAUUAUAUAAUAGAAAUGAGCAGUUUCAUUUUUCAUGAAUGCCACGUUCAAUAAAAUGUUAGAUUGGGCAUUUCAUCAUCAUUGAAUAGCUCAGGUCAUUUGUUCAAUAUUUCAUGAGCAAUAGCCUCUUAGAAACCGCUAAAGAAAUACUGACAUCAUUUCAAAUUGCAAUGAAAUACAUAAGUCAGUAAUAAUCAUAUGUAAGUUACAUUUUUAUUACCAAAAUUCCGGGCAAAAUUAAAAGGCGUCCCAUCUCCAUGCUUGGGGUUUAAACAGCUUCCUUUAACCUCUCAAACUUUCCACCACAUUUUUAGUGGACUGAAAUCUAUAAAAGAUUAAAUGUUUACAUACAUGCAUACACAAAACCUGCUGCUUGGCAGUCUUACUCUCCUCAUUGGGGCUGCAAAGUUCAGUGGUUAACUAUUAUUUUAAGCUCAGCUGCCACAUCACACAAAGUUGGCUCAGCAUACAGCAGUGCAAGUUCACUGCAUUCCACCGCUCGCGCAGGAUAGUACAACUGAAUUUAAUUAGCAAGGGGUAAUUAACAAAGCAACUACUACUCUCAGUUGGAACUACUCCCUUGAAGACCAUUUUAACUUGGUUUCCAGCUCCCUGCUGUACCAAACCCAAAUGUUUCAGCCUCUACCGAAGAGCUGGGAGCCUAGCUAAGUUAACGAUUAAGCCUUCGCUGUUAAAUCUCCCAAGCAGUGGCAGUCCUCGUUUGAUUUCUGCCUUUCUUCCAACUUCUACGUCUGCACACUGCUGACGUUUGGGAGGGUGAGUUACAACAGCUGUUGAGUGAUCUAAAAGUACGGCCCACCGGCUUUUAACAAGGCCGGGGCCAGAGUCGCACGGAAAUUUUUCUAAAAAGAGCAUGGUCCAUUGCAUGGCAUUGGAUCGUUUCACAAACAGGGUGACUGCCGCACCUCUUCCCUUCAGAAAUGCAAAAGAUUUCCACAAGCGAGACACAGGAGAUCGCCACUGCGGCCGGAGGAAACAGCAACAUGAAUUCAUAGAUGAUGAGUAGGAUGCCAAAGCCAGAGAUGACAGUGCUCUUGAAGAAAUGCUGGGUAGAACAAAAAGAUGAUCAUGGGAACAGCAAUGGCAGUCAUGUAAAAAUCUUUUUACCGAAGAAGCUGCUUGAAUGUCUACCAAAAUGUUCAAGUUUACCGAAAGAGAGGCACCGCUGGAACACUAAUGAGGAAAUUGCAGCUUAUUUAAUAACGUUUGAAAAGCAUGAAGAAUGGCUAACAACUUCCCCUAAAACAAGACCGCAGAAUGGUUCUAUGAUCCUGUACAAUAGAAAGAAGGUGAAAUACAGGAAAGAUGGAUAUUGCUGGAAAAAAAGGAAAGAUGGGAAAACCACCAGAGAGGAUCACAUGAAACUGAAAGUCCAAGGAGUGGAGUGCUUGUACGGCUGCUACGUCCAUUCCUCCAUCAUCCCCACGUUUCACAGAAGGUGCUACUGGCUUCUGCAGAACCCAGACAUCGUGUUGGUGCACUACCUGAACGUCCCUGCCAUUGAGGACUGCGGGAAACCAUGCGGCCCCAUCUUGUGCUCAAUAAACACAGACAAGAAGGAAUGGGCAAAGUGGACAAAAGAGGAACUCAUCGGACAGCUCAAACCGAUGUUUCAUGGCAUUAAGUGGACAUGCAGCAAUGGAAACAGCAGUUCAGGGUUCUCGGUGGAACAGCUCGUGCAGCAGAUCCUUGAUAGUCACCAGACCAAACCGCAGCCUCGGACACACAACUGUCUUUGCACUGGUACCUUGGGGGCAGGAAGCAGUGUGCAUCACAAGUGUAACAGUGCCAAACAUCGCAUCAUAUCACCAAAGGUCGAACCAAGGACAGGUGGGUACAGCGCUCAUUCAGAGGUACAAAAUAACGAUGUCUCUGAAGGCAAGAAUGAGCACAGUCAUGGCAAGGCCUCCAGCCGAGAGAAGAGGAACGGCAAAGUGGCGAAACCAGUGUUGCUCCAUCAAAACAGCACUGAGGUUUCUUCCACCAACCAGGUGGAGGUCCCUGACACGACCCAGAAUUCUCCUGUGUCCAUCAGCAGUGGAUUAAAUAGCGACCCGGAUAUGGCAGAUAGCCCGGCUGUCACUGGUGUGUCCAGUAUGGCUGUAGCAUCAGUUAUGGGAAGCUUGUCACAAAGUGCCACCGUAUUUAUGUCGGAAGUCACCAGUGAAGCUGUGUAUACCAUGUCACCCACCUCUGGCCCAAAUCAACACCUUCUGUCCUCAGAUGCAGCUGCACAAGGACUGGUACUUGCUGUGAGUUCAGAUGGACACAAAUUUGCUUUUCCAACAACUGGCAGUUCAGAGAGCUUGUCGAUGCUACCCAGCACGGUCUCCGAGGAACUUGUGCUCUCCACAACUUUAGAUGGAAAUAGAAAAAUUCCAGAAACCACCAUGAAUUUUGACCCGGACUGUUUUCUUAACAAUCCCAAGCAAGGGCAGACUUAUGGUGGAGGAGGUAUGAAAAGUGACAGCAUCAGUACCAACAUAAGGCAGUCACCCACAACGGAACGUAGCUUCAACUUCAACACAACCCUCACAAAAGAAAUUAAAACUGAGGACACAUCUUUCGAACAACAGAUGUCCAAAGAAGCAUUUUCCUCCACUUCUGCAUCUAACACUCUCACCCUCACUACUGGUUCAGGUUUGCUUCCAUCUGGAGGAGGUCUGAGCCCAAGUACCACCCUGGAGCAGAUGGACUUCAGUGCCAUUGACUCCAACAAGGACUAUUCUUCCAGCUUCAAUCAGACCGUCCAGAGCCCUCACGUUCAUCAGACCCCUUCCCCCAGCUUCUUUCUGCAGGAUGCCAGCAAACCUCUUCCCCUUGAGCAAAACGCUCACAACAAUUUGAAUGACACAAGUGGCUCAUUUGUGAACACGUUAGGAAUCCCCAGUGUGAAAACAGAGUCCUCGUCCCAAACUACUUCCAACUGUAACGGCACAGUGGAAACCAGAAUAGAGUCCACCUCUUCUCUCCAGCUCAUGCAGUUCCAAGCAAACUUCCAGGCAAUGACUGCAGAAGCUGAAGUUCCCAUGGAGACCUCCCAGCAGGCAGAAGGGAAUGAAAAUCUACUUAAAUCAGGGGAUCUUCAAGCCUGCAGUACAGAGCAUUACUUGCAGCCCGAGGCCAACGGGGGUAUCAGGAAUGGGAACAAUCUCCCUAUUCUCCAAGGAAACAUGGUACAAGGACUCUAUCCUGUGGCCCACCCCAGCUUAAAUAACUCCUCCAACAUGGAGCUUAACUUGGACCACUUUGACAUCUCCUUCAGCAACCAGUUUUCUGAUCUAAUUAAUGAUUUCAUAUCAGUAGAAGGUGGGAGCAAUGCUCUUUAUGGACACCAGCUGGUGUCAGGUGACAGUGCCGGACUGUCUCAGCCUGAAGACAGUAACAGAGCAACCUACAACCAGGCUGAAAUGUGCAUUCCUUGCUGCAGUCCUCAGCAAGCCAACAUGCAGCUCAGCAGCACAGAGAACGGAGCCAGCACGAUGGCGUACAUGCAUGUGGCUGAGGUGGUCUCAGCAGCUGCAGCACAAGGCACUUUGGGGUUGCUACAGCAGAGUGGGCGCUUGUUCAUGGUGACAGAUUAUUCACCAGAAUGGUCUUACCCUGAGGGAGGAGUAAAAGUCCUAAUUACUGGUCCAUGGCAGGAAGCCAGCAAUAAUUACAGCUGUCUGUUUGAUCAGAUCUCAGUGCCUGCAUCUUUAAUUCAGCCAGGGGUACUGCGCUGCUACUGCCCAGCUCAUGACACUGGGCUCGUGACUUUGCAAGUUGCCUUCAACAAUCAGAUCAUCUCCAAUUCUGUGGUGUUUGAAUAUAAAGCCAGAGCUCUGCCAACCCUGCCUUCCUCCCAGCAUGACUGGCUGUCCUUGGAUGAUAACCAGUUCAGGAUGUCAAUAUUGGAGCGACUUGAGCAGAUGGAGAGGAGAAUGGCUGAAAUGACAGGCUCCCAGCAGCACAAGCAAGGAGUAGGAGGCGGGAGCAAUGGGAAUGGGAACGGAGGAACGCAGGUGCAGUGCGUUUCUGGGACUGGGACACUGGGCAGCUGCUUUGAGAGCCGCGUGGUGGUGGUGUGCGAGAAGAUGAUGAGUCGUGCUUGCUGGGCAAAGUCCAAACACUUGAUCCAUUCAAAGACUUUCCGAGGAAUGACACUGCUCCACCUAGCCGCUGCCCAGGGCUAUGCUACACUGAUCCAGACCCUCAUCAAAUGGCGCACCAAACAUGCAGACAGCAUUGAUCUGGAGCUGGAAGUUGACCCUUUGAAUGUGGAUCAUUUCUCCUGCACUCCUUUGAUGUGGGCAUGCGCCCUGGGCCACAUGGAUGCAGCCGUCGUGCUGUACAAGUGGGACCGCCGAGCCAUCUCUAUUCCUGACUCCCUCGGGAGACUGCCACUGGCCAUUGCCCGGUCUCGGGGCCACGUGAAGUUGGCAGAGUGCUUGGAGCAGCUGCAGCGAGAUGAGCAAACUCAGCUUGGGCAAACCCCCAGGAUUCAGUGCCCCUCGAGCACAGACUCCAACACAGAGAACUGGGUGUCCCAGUGGCACAGUGAGCUUAUUGCCUCUCAGGAGCCUCAGAAGGGAGUCACUGUGAUUUCCAGUACAAACACAGAGCUGAGACGACCAAGAUCAGAACCUUCCAGUUACUACAGUAGUGAGACUCAGAAAGAUUACCCUGCACCCAAAAAACAUAAGCUGAGCCCUGAAUAUUUUCAAGCCCGGCAAGAGAAGCUGCUUUCCACUGCGUUGAGCCUGGAACAGCCAAGCAUUAGGAAGCAGAACUCCAGCUCCAAGCAAUCCACCACUGAGACAAUCAGCCCCAGUGAAGGGAUCAGGGACUAUGGCCGGGAGCUCUCCCAGCACAUCCCAGAAGUUACUGGGUACCGAGGCUCUGGCAGCCAAGCAGGUGUCAAAUGGAACCCAAAAGACAUUUAUAUUGGUGUGUCUGCAGUGCAGGUGGCAGGGAGCCAGAAGGGAGCUGCCCUGGGGAAGGACACUGUAGCCCAUCGGCUACGCCAGCGAGAGCAGAUGAACGUGCUGAUGAUGGCUGACAGGGAGAUGGUGGAUGCAGAGCUCUUGUCCUAUAGGGACAAUGCAGGGGAUGAGGACUGCUUACACCACAUGGAUGACUUGCAGGUGAACAUGAUGACACUUGCAGAGCACAUUAUUGAAGCUACGCCUGACAGGAUCAAGCGGGAGAAUUUUGUGCCAAUGGAGUCACCACUGGUGGAGAGGACGGACAGUGCUGCCAUGAGCACCACGAUGAGCUGGCUGGCCAGUUACCUUGCUGAUGUCGAUCAUCUGCCGAGUGCUGCACAGAUAAGAAAUCUGUAUAGUGAACCCCUGACCCCUUCUUCGAACACCAGCUUGAGCCCUGCAGGCUCACCAAUCAGUGAAAUAGGUUUUGAGAAACCCAGCCUUCCCUCAGCAGCAGAUUGGUCUGAAUUUCUGAGUGCAUCCACCAGCGAGAAGGUAGAAAAUGAGUUUGCACAGUUAACUCUGUCUGAUCAUGAGCAGAGAGAACUCUAUGAAGCUGCCAAACUCGUCCAGACAGUGUUCAGGAAAUACAAGGGUCGUCCUCUCCGGGAACAGCAAGAGGUGGCUGCCGCUGUUAUUCAGCGUUGCUACCGAAAAUACAAACAGCUUACUUGGAUAGCCUUGAAGUAUGCACUUUAUAAAAAGAUGACGCAAGCUGCCAUUCUCAUCCAGAGCAAAUUCCGAAGUUACUAUGAGCAGAAAAAAUUCCAGCAGAGCCGACGAGCCGCGAUGCUGAUCCAGCAGUACUAUCGCAGCUACAAAGAAUGUGGGAAGAGGAGGCAAAACCGUCGGGCAGCCACCAUUGUACAACAGAAACUCAGAAGCAGUCUGCUUACCAAGAAGCAGGAUCAAGCUGCUCGCAAGAUUAUGCGGUUUUUACGACGCUGCCGCCACAGCCCACUGGUGGACCAUAGGCUGUACAAAAGGGGGCUGAAUGUAUUUGGAGCUCAAACGGGUGUGUUAAAUCGCAGACCGCAUGCUCUGGGGUGUCAUUCUUAUUGGGCCUUUCUGUCUUUUUUGUUUUGCUGCCCAAAUGAGAUAUCUGGAAAAAGGCGAGAGCUCCCUUUUCUUAAAUGUCCCACAGGCCAUUUCAGCUCUCAGAGCAACAGAGUGAAAGAAUUGAAAAAGGCCAAGGAACUUGAAGAUCCGCAGCAGCAUCCCGUAGCAAUGUGACAUUGCUUUUCAGACUGUUUUCAUUUUCUGUUUUUAGCAGAGACAUGCAACAGCAACAACAACAAAAAUACCCACUGCAGUUCUGGAAAUACCAGCUGCAGGAUUUUAACAGUAAUGUUUUGGUCAUUGCAUUUGCACUUUCAUGGACAACUUUUAAUUUGUUCAGCAAGACAUCUUGGAACUCAAUCUUCUGUUGGAUCAUGGGGAAAACAAAAGACACCAGGAGGAAAUUGUGAGUUGCUUCAUUCUCCGAGAAGGAAGAAGCGAUUAAUUAUCCUUUUCAUAUAGGGCUGUAUUAAACAACAUGUGGAACUGUACAAAUACUAUACCAAAAAUAUUGUUGAGAAAAGGUGGGAAUGCACAAGCAACACAAGAAUGCUGUUCCUGCACCUGUCAGUCAUCUCCAAGAAACUGAAGCUUUGAGAGUCUCAGUGGAGGGGCUUAGAUCAGGACAUCUUUAUUGGGUCCAUGCAUCCUCAUUUCCUUCGCACUCCUGUCCUUUGUGUUUGAUUUCAAUCUCUACAGCACACUUAAUGCAACUUUUUAAAUCUGCAGGUUUUUAAUACAUCCCGUGGGAACGUACAGAAGGGGUUGGUGUGUGAGAUAAACGGGUAACGCGUGAGGAACCGAGAGAGCAGCUUACGCACGUUUUAAAACGUUUUUUUGGUAUUUUUACUAGAACCUGCAAACAUAUCAAUUGUCACGUACUUUCUCUCAUAUUCAGCACUUUAUUUUGUAGCCUUACUUUCAUGUGCUAUUAUUAUUUUGAUUAAUUUCUUAAAAGAGUUGGUCCAACAUGUAGCUUUUUCUCUUAAGUACUUGUCAAACCUCUUGUCGUUUUGCAGAGUCACAUACAUAUGUUGCCUGGACAUUUUAUACCACCUAAAGAUCAGAGUGGUGCUGCAUUCUGGCCAGUAAAUUUCUUAUUUUGGCUACUUCAUCAAAAUCUGGGCAGUUUCUGUAUAUAUAGAAGGUAGAAAUGGAAAAUGAGAAAAAAAUAUUUGAAAGGGAAUAUAUUGAUUAAUUACUAAAUAUUUUAUUCACAAAGGGUCAAUAACUUGGCAAGAUAAAAUUAUUAUUUGUAUAGUUUUGUCUGAAUGAACGAGAAGAGUGUGGAUGUAUUGUUUGUACAUAUUGUAUAUAUUAAAACAAAGAGAUAUGUGCAUGAACUCAAGAAAAAGAAAUGAACAAAGCAAAGCAUUAGUGGCUAUGGUCUGUAAAAUGAAACAAAAACUUUAUUUCACUAUAAGAAACUUUAUUUUAAAUGUUCUUUAGAAGAACAUUUUUGCUAAAGCAUGACUAAAUGGCAAAAAAGAGCUACUGUAUUUAGACUUAGGAAAAAAAGGCAGAGCAACAUUACUUAAAAAAAAAAAAGAAAAAAAAAAAGAAAAAAAAAGGAUAUGUUUACAUUUGAUUUUGGCUACCAGGAGUUUGGUUUGGUUGGAUUUAAUUUAUUGAUUCCUUCCUUCUUUUUUUUUUUUUUUUUCCCCCGUCUUUCUUUUUUUUUGCCAAUGGUGCCAAGUAAUGUGAAUGCUAAUAUUGCUUAAGAAAAUUAAGUUACUUUUGCAAAGCAGAUAAUCAUAAGAGUACAGAAACCGUAUCUAGCUUAACACCAUACACUCACUCCGAUAAAGAACACUUAGAAUGAACAUAAACUGAAAAAAAAAAAAAAAAAAUAGUACAAAAGUAGAAAAUAUGUUUCACAUUUUCAUAUCUCCUGCUGGAAGUCAGAAAAUGUCAUAAAAAUUGCACAAAAAAUUUAAAAAAAUAAAGUAAAACGUAAAAAAAGAUGCAAACUGAUCUUGUAGGGGUGUCAUGGUAUAUUGCUAUUUCCACAUAGUGAGGAGCCAAAGAAAUUAGGGUUUUUUUAAAUUGAACUACUAAUUUAAAACCGUCACACGUUCUCAACGACGGGAACCAGGUUCUGAUCUUUCUUACACAGGAAUGUAAUGGAAGAAACUCCUGAAGUCCGUGUUGCUACUGUGGGUUACGUACAUGUGUCUGAGAUCAGAAACUGCUCCUGUGUGUUUGUUUUGCUCGUGGCAUUUUCAAAUUGCCGAACGGACUGGUGUAAAUUUAAGAUUGUUAGUUUUGGAAUAGUUGUUCUUGCUUGAUCCCGGCCACCAACUACAAUGUUUAAACACAAGGCUUGUUGUGAAGCCUAAAAAUAUUCACACGUAAGAAGCUUUUAAACUGGUGUCUUUAAAAGAAGAGUAAAAACAAAGAUUGUGGCAAAAAAACUGGGGUCAGUGCUCUUGGUGCCUUUUCUAUAAUUGUACCUGUUUUUAAUUCCUUCUUUUCACUGCCAGCAUUGAAUUACAGUAGAUGUGCUAUAGCUCAUUAUCAGAAUUCUCUUGUACAUUUCUGAACUGCUGCUUUAUGACCUAAUUCAAUUUGGAAAAAAAAAAAAAAAAAGGAAAAAAGAAAAACGAAUGGCCUGGCGCUCACACUGUGCCUGUGGGCAGCCUCAUAGCCUUGAUUUACUGUAUGGAAUUGGGACCUUAACCAUUAAAUUUUCCUCUCGCGCAAAAACAGAACAGGAGACGCCGAAGAAUCUCCUUUGGAAUGAAUUGGAAAUGCUCUGUAUUAAUACUGGAAGAACUGACAUUUUGAAAUCAAAAUGUUGCUCCCAUUGACCGAUACGUGACAAUAUAGAAUCGACCUUUUCCUAACAAGAGUAGUGACCUCAGUGGAAAUGUUUUAACUCCCUCUCUUUACCGAAAAAGAUUCAGUAAUAUACAGAGCUAUUUCAAAUUACUCUUCCAGAUCCAUGGGCCUGGUGGUGUAUCUACUAAUCUAGAUCCUGCUUCAGCCAAACGUUUAAGCGUGUACUUGCUGUUAACCAUGCAAGCAAUUCCACAGGCGCAACAGAACUACUUGCAUGCUUGAAGCGAAGUACAGCUUCCAAGUGCUUUGUUGUGUCGGGCCAUAACCCUUCAGUGUAUCGCUGGGGAGUGAGAAAGGCUCCCCCCGCAGUGAAGUGAUUCUGCUCACCCUUUUCUUGGUUGUGGAACUUAACGUUUUCACGGAAGAUAAGUAAGUGCAGCUUUCCGGGAAAAUUCGAAUUCCCAAGUGCCAGGAGCCAGAUCUUCUGUCUUCUGAUAAUGGAAUUGCUCCUUUGUGAAACACAUUCGACAGCAGUAAUACUGUGUGAAAGAAAUACAGAAUAUAACAUGAACCCCCUCUCUGGUUGCACGCUUAUGGCAGUUCCACACAAUAGCUGGUGCCCAAUGGGGGGUCCCCAAGACUUGCAUGUAAAACUAGUAUAGAUGUCUUCUCUUUUGUAAGUUUUAUUUUUGUAACCGUGCAUGUAAAGCAUCACUGAAUCAAUGGAUCUGUUGAAGAACUCAGCUGCUGGAACCAUGCAAAAUGUUUUGAAUUGCCCUUAAAAUAUGGAAAAUGUUUUCUGAAUGCUUUAUAUUCUUUCUGCUGUAAAUUAAAAACAAAGAAAAUUUCCCCA
Messenger RNA from Falco peregrinus (peregrine falcon), 11062 nucleotides. RefSeq names its product calmodulin binding transcription activator 1 (gene CAMTA1). The coding region runs from base 2398 to 7602 and encodes 1734 amino acids. NCBI's taxonomy places the organism in Eukaryota, Metazoa, Chordata, Aves, Falconiformes, Falconidae. Gene Ontology annotation, molecular function: transcription coregulator activity; protein binding; double-stranded DNA binding. The record is from RefSeq and is a predicted model, not a curated record. The transcript has 25 exons. Gene Ontology annotation, biological process: regulation of transcription by RNA polymerase II. Gene Ontology annotation, cellular component: nucleus.